Messenger RNA from Callithrix jacchus (white-tufted-ear marmoset), 2896 nucleotides. RefSeq lists its product as uncharacterized. The record is from RefSeq and is a predicted model, not a curated record. Lineage: Eukaryota; Metazoa; Chordata; Mammalia; Primates; Cebidae.
AUGGACCACCGAGGACCACGGACCACUGAGGACUCUGUCACUGCAGACCCGGGGACCACUGAGGACCACAUCACUGCAGACCCGGGGACCACUGAGAACUCUGUCACUGCAGACCCGGGGACCACUGAGGACUCCGUCACUGCAGACCCAGGGACCACUGAGGACCACAUCACUGCAGACCCGGGGACCACUGAGGACUCUGUCACUGCAGACCCAGGGACCACUGAGGACUCUGUCACUGCAGACCCAGGGACCACUGAGGAACACAUCACUGCAGACCCGGGGACCACUGAGGACUCUGUCACUGCAGACCCAGGGACCACUGAGGACUCUGUCACUGCAGACCCAGGGACCACUGAGGACUCCGUCACUGCAGACCCAGGGACCACUGAGGACCACAUCACUGCAGACCCGGGGACCACUGAGGACUCUGUCAUUGCAGACCCGGGGACCACUGAGGACUCUGUCACUGCAGACCCAGGGACCACUGAGGAACACAUCACUGCAGACCCAGGGACCACUGAGGACUCUGUCACUGCAGACCCGGGGACCACCAAGAAUUCCAUCAGUGCAGACUCAGGGACCACUGAGAACUACGUCACUGCAGGCUCUUGGACCACAGAAGAUGAAACCACUAAACACGGUGACACUCACCUUCUGUGAACUACUUGAGUCACAGCAGUGAAACCUACCAGGCUCCUGACACCCAUGGAAAUUAUCUCCAUAUCCCUGGCUGCAGCCACAGUCAUGUUGCACUCUUUGUUGGACUGGGCUUCAUUGUGGCAGAGUGUUUCCUGGCUCUGUUAAAUCCAUCCACCAAGGUUAUUUAUCAUCCCCAUGGCAUGGACUAGAGUGCACCAUGAAGAGGACCCCAGCAGUGACUACGGUGGGCUCUAGAAAAAGCAGACCCCGUCCGCCUCUGCAGGACCAUGCAGUGUGGUAUGUGUCCUCAGGCCUGCACUCCUCUGCCCCGGUCAGGAGCCCUGGGAAUAAACACCAUCACAUGAGGAAGGCAGCUGGCCUCUGGAAUAAUUACAUGGAGGACACCCAGAAGGAUGCCUAUCCGCUCUGAGCAUCUCCGAGCUCCGAGUUCUGCCUCACCUCGGUUACUUCCUCUGGACAAUCAUCUUUACCUAUCUGCCAGGUUUCGAGGAAUUACACACAGCUCAGAUAUAAAACAUAUUCAUUAAGUCCUUUUGAUCAAAUCAAAAAGGAAAUUUUGUGUUUCUGUCUGGGUUGUAUCUCUACAUUCAUAUAUAUAUAUAUAUAUAUAUAUAUAUAUAUAUAUAUAUAUAUAUACAUUUUAGAUGGAGUUUUCUUUCACCCAGGCUGGAGUGAAGUAGUGUGAUCUCAGCUCACUGCAACCUCUGCCCGCUGUGUUCAAGCGAUUCUCCUGCCUCAGCCUCCUGAGUAACUAGGAUUCUAAUUUUUGUAGUUUUGGUAGAGAUGGGGUUUCACCAUGUUGGCCAGGCUGGUCCCGAACUCUUGACCUCAGGUGACCCACCCGCCUCUGUCUCCCAAAGUGCUAAGAUUACAGACGUGAACCACCACACCCAGACUUAACAAAAUAUUUAUUAAUUGCCUAGCUUGGGGUCAACACUCUAUGUCGAAGUCUGUCUAUCUCAGUCUACCUGUGAGCUGAAGGAUAAAACUUAUCUCUUAAGAGGACUAUACCCGCGUCCCCCCACCACCCAGGUCAAAGGGUCACAUUUACAGGAUGUUGUUAACUGGUCAUUCAGCAAGUAUGUAUGAGCACCUUGCAGGACUGGCCCUGCCACCAUAGCAAAUAAAUGAGUCUCAUCCCAAUCGCGGUGUGAAAUGAGGACAUGAAGUCCUGCCCUGACCUCUGACUAAGAGAAAAGCCCUGCCUGAUAGAAGGAGGGACUUGUCCUUCCUUACUGUGAAUGCACCAUAUUCAUGCACCUAUGGAUGAUGGCUAAGACCACAGACAAGGCCGGGCAUUGGAUAUAACAGCUCUGUGACGAGUUCAGGACAAAAAGCAAAAGAUCAAAGAUAUUUGAAGACAAUUAUUACUACUGAUGCCACUACAAGCAGCAUCACCAUCACUGUUAAAUAAUGGAAUUGUAGUAUUAUGAUACAGAGUCAGAAACGCAGAAUAAUAAAUUAAAAUAUUUCAAUCCAGUUUGUCUGUUUCCAAAAUGUAUACAGCAUCUGUUAAUCAUCCAGGCAUUGCAGCUACAAGUUGGAUAAGAUUCAAACUGUUUACCGGAUAGUUCUCAAGUCAGACAGUUAAUACUGAUCAUUUUUAUAUGAUAUGACAAGUGACACGAUUGGCCCAUAAGUGCAGGGGACACCUAGAAACUAAAAGGACUCAGAGCUUCAUCAUCAUGUAGCUGGCUAUCUGUAGAGUAAGUCCUAAAUUCUCAGAACCUCCUUUUCAAUUUUUCAAGUGAAAAGUUGAAUUGAUUAAUUAAUAUUAAACUAAUACUUCUAAGAAUUAUGUGAUAAACUCCUUUAAAGGAAAAGUUUGUUUGUUUGUUUGUUUUGAGACAGAGUCUCACUCUGUUGCCCAGGUUGGAGUGCAGUGGUGUGAUCUCAGCUCACUGCAACCUCUGCCUCCUGGGUUCAAGUGAUUCUCAUGCCUUGGCCUCUGAGUAGCUGAGAUUACAGGCACCUGCCACCAUGCUCAGCUAAUUUUUGUAUUUUUAGUAGAGAUGAGGUUUCACCAUGUUGCCCAGGCUGGUCUUGAACUCCUGACCUCAGAUGAUCCACCCACCUUGGCCUCCCAAAAUGCUGGGAUUACAGGUGUGGGCCACUGUGCCUGGCCAGAAAAGAGAUUUUUUUGAGAACUCAUCAUGUUGGCUUAAACUAUUUAUAUUAAAUUAUGUAAAUAUAUAUGAAACAGAAAAUAAAACUCCUUAUGCUUAUAACUCUA